UAUCCUGCUCCAGACCCUGCUGAUUAGCACAUAUUAAAGUUUUAGCAUCUGUGCCUGGAAUUCCCUCUUUGCUUCAGAUGGAUGAAGCACCUGUAACCCGUUCUACCCUAAAUGUGAAUUCCCAGCAGAAGAGUAAAGCAAAGAACAAUAUUAAGAAUACACUUAAUUCAAAUGAAUUGUCAUCCAUUGAGCAGAGGAAAAAAUACCAGAAACAUCUUAAGAAGCACAAAAACACAGCAGAAGACAUCAGUGGUGAAGGGAAUUGCUCACCUCCAUGGAGGCUGCUCUCGAGUGUGCUCGGUGCCAUGUGCCUUCUCCUGAUGGCUGUAGCUAUGGUGAUGACUACUUUCACCACAAAGUCAUCUUGUGAAAGAUCAUCUUCUACUAUUCAGCAAGAAGGGCUCCAUCAUCCCUGUCCAGAGAACUGGGUCUGGUUCAGGUGCAGCUGUUAUUUCUUCUCCAAGGAAGAGCUAAUUUGGAGAGAGAGUCAGCGUGCCUGCUUGUCUCUUAACUCCAGUCUCAUAAGGAUGAACAAAGAGGAGAUGAAUUUCUUCUCUUUGAAAUCUUUCUUUUGGGUUGGAGUUUACUAUGAUGAAACUCGUAGACAGUGGCUGUGGGAAGAUCAUUCGGUUCUACCUUCUGGGCUGUUUUCUAAACUUGAAGCUAAUAUGAAAAAUUUCUGUGUGUCUUAUAAAUCAAAAGAAGUUUAUAUGGAAGAAAACUGUGCAAACAAACUGACAUAUAUUUGCAAGAAGUAG
This is a messenger RNA of Mus caroli (Ryukyu mouse), 758 nucleotides long. Its product is annotated as killer cell lectin-like receptor subfamily E member 1. The record is from RefSeq and is a predicted model, not a curated record. Lineage: Eukaryota; Metazoa; Chordata; Mammalia; Rodentia; Muridae. Gene Ontology annotation, biological process: positive regulation of natural killer cell mediated cytotoxicity; stimulatory C-type lectin receptor signaling pathway.